This is a messenger RNA of Hyaena hyaena (striped hyena), 2182 nucleotides long. It is a transcript of the gene SPMIP4, whose product is annotated as chromosome unknown C7orf31 homolog. Lineage: Eukaryota; Metazoa; Chordata; Mammalia; Carnivora; Hyaenidae. The coding region runs from base 190 to 1959 and encodes 589 amino acids. The record is from RefSeq and is a predicted model, not a curated record. Gene Ontology annotation, cellular component: centrosome. The transcript has 10 exons.
CGUGCUCGCCGUCCCUCUCUCUCUCCCCACCCGCACCUGCCGUAACCCGCAAGCUCUCUGGGCCCGCAGGUGCGGACCACGACGGGAUUCCACGCCCCGCAGAGGCCCACCAGCUCUGGGGAGGGCAAGGGGAGACUCGAUCCGGGGCUGCCCCCAGGCUGAUGUACCAGUCUGUGCCUUUCAAGAAACAUGGAGGUAAUUCAUCGCAGGCACUACUGUUGCAGAGAGCUUGAAGGAGCUGACCUACUGUCAAACACCUUUUACUCUAAUGAAUUGCACACUCCGUUACAAACAGCCGCUCGCCCAACCGCCUCCGAGGACAGGUAUCAGGAAUUAAGGGAGUCGCUCCAACAAUGUAGACUUCCAUGGGGUGCAGAAAGAGAGUAUGGUGGGGUAAUACCCAUUUCACUCCCUGAGACGCACAGGCCAAAAUGUGAACCUCCUCAUGUCAUGGGCAAAGGACAUCAGCAUUAUGGAUUUGGUGGAGAAACCUGGCCGAGAAAACUUCCUAUUGAACAAUUCUAUUAUUUGACACAGAACAAAAAAAGUGACAUCUAUGGAAAUGAUUCUUUGAUGCCCAAACCACCUAAUUCAACAGUACAAGAAACCUGCUGCCCAUAUCCGAUUGAACAUCCCUACCACACACACAUCUCUCGUGGUGCCAUGUUCCCAACCUUUACAUCACCUAAGGAUCUCUACACAGGCAUUAAAGCCCGAAGCCAACGGCCAUUUCCUCCCACUGUGCCAACGAAGGCUUAUGAUACGACAAUUUUGAAAACAAGAGGUAAUCCUUACAGAUAUGAACUGCUUGAUCUUCCAAUGGAUUCAAAGAAGAAAGCCUUGAAUUGGCCAGGUCAGGGUGUAUAUUAUGAUUUCCCUAAAUGUGUUGAAAAGAACAAGCCAGUAUUCUACCCAAAACCUCCUAAAACCUUCGCUCCUAACACUUCUUUAAAUUCGUGGGACCCGAUUAGCUCUCUAAAAGAAGCCAACAUACAAAGAAAUCUUGAGAGGUCCCACUGGAUCCCUUCAUACACUCAUGAUUUUACAGGUCUGGGGCCCAUGAACCCCCUUGAACUGGAUGAUUACCAUGAAAAGGAAGUAGCAGAGUUAACUGGACAGACAGGAUUUGACCCAGAGCCUCAAGAAAAAUUCCAUCCUGUCUUAAAACCUCCAAGACCCCUAGAAGGACGAAUUGCUCGACUGCUUCAGAACCGACGUCCCCUGGAGGCUACUGUUCAGCAAAGACCAUAUUCCUGUCCUGACUGUACCCCCAGAGUUUUAUGUAAUUUUCACACUUUUGUACCCAGUUCUACAGAAAUGAUGGGACUUAGUGAUAACACGCUGGCGGGUGUCGCCCGUAAAAAACAGGAAAUUGAAGACAAGAUUAAGGAACAAAGCUUGCUAUCUACCUAUGCAUCCUCACCUUGUUACCCAACAAGAGACCUGACUAACGUUUGCGACAUAAAAACAUUUCCAAAAAUCACGGAUACUAAAAAGAUAGAAGAUCUGUACUGGAGACAGCUGGCAUUAAACCCCCAACCUGUAUCUUGUUAUAGCCCAAACCAUUACCUUCAGUAUGAGCGUCUUAAACCUUCCAUACGGGACCCGUGUACUAUGUGUCAAAACUCUGUUAGCUUUAGUAAGCCUUCUAUUUUAGAAAGUAAACCAGACUUAGAAGCUUUUGAUUUGGAACAUUUUUUAAGUAAGCCAGAAGAAAGGUUGACCUUUAACACAGAAAACAACGAGGAAACAAGACCCAUUCUGGGUUGGAUUCCUAGAGCUGGAGUGGCGAAGCCUCAGACUGACCUGCUAGGGCUUAAGAACUCUUUUUCAAAAACUGGUGCACAAAAACGUUUCCAUAAAUCAAUUUUAGAAGACCAUAAAGACCUCAGGGAUAAGGAGCAUUCAGGAAUGAAACACCAAUUCUAUGGCCAUAAUUCCUAUUAUUUCUAUAAUUGAGAUAUUCAUUCUUUCCUUCAAAACCCAGCCUCUUGCAAGAAAAGUAAAAAUUUAACUGAAUUUCUUCCAUGUUGUUGGAUUCUGUUUUCUAGAAUAGCCGUAAUGACCUUGUUAUGAAGUUUACGUUUUCAGGAAUUUAAGUUAGUAUCUAGUUAGAGGACCCCAGAAAAGGGGAUGUUCUUACUUCCUGAAAAGUUUAACAAUUUGGCAAUAAAAUAUUAGA